UAAACCAGUAAUAAAAUCAAUAACAGCAACCAACAAACCUCAAGACAAGAUUGAAAACAUAAUAUAUAUUUCAGACAGAGAACAUAAACUUAAAUGUAAAAAACUAUAAGUUCACCACAGACAAGAACAUCAACUUGCACAUGGCGGCCAGUUCUGCUAUCUUCCUUUUCUUGACUCUCUUCAUCGUUUCUCUUCUCAUCAUCUUGGCUUUGAUCGCACAUCCUAGACCCGUCAAGAUCCCGAUAAAGUCACGCCACGUCUUCAUCACGGGUGGAUCAAGCGGCAUAGGUCUCGCUCUCGCCCACCUUGCCGCCUCCGAGGGAGCUCGAGUCUCCAUCCUCGCACGCUCCGUCUCUAAGCUGCCGAUCGCAACGUUCUCUGCCGACGUUCGUGACUACGAUGCCGUUUUUAGAGCUGUUGACCAAUCAGGGCCCAUCGAUGUGCUGAUCGUAAACCAAGGCGUGUUUAUAGAAAAGGAGCUUGAGAAACAGAGUAUGGAAGAAGUCAAGUUCAUGAUCGAUGUGAAUCUUGUGGGAAGCUUCAAUGUGAUCAAGGCUGCUUUGCCCUUAAUGAAAGGUCGUGGUGGACCUGCCUCCAUUUCUCUUGUUUCCUCUCAAGCUGGUCAGGCAGGAAUCUAUGGUUACACUGCAUACUCAGCGAGCAAGUUUGGGCUUCAGGGCUUAGCGCAAGCAUUGCAGCAAGAAGUUAUCUCUCAUGACAUUGUGUCUCUUCUGUUUCCUCCAGACACUGAUACACCUGGGUUUCAAGAAGAACAGAGGAAGAGGCCAGAGCUCACUUCCAUCAUUGCCGCAUCCUCAGGCUCGAUGAAAACCAAGGAAGUAGCCAAGAUAUGUAUGGAUGGUAUCAAAGCAGGAAAGUUCACAGUGACGUGCCAUUUCGUUGGCUACUUGCUGUCUAUUGUGACCAGUGGCAUGUCUCCUCAGAGAUCGUUUUGGCAUGCUUUCAACAAAGUUAUGUUCGGUGGUCUUGUUAGAUUCGUUGGUUUGUUUUUCCAAUGGACUUGGUAUAACACCAUAGAAAAAUGGAGCAAUAGCAAAACAAAACAUCCAAUAUCAAGUUAGCUUAUAAGCUCAUCAA
Raphanus sativus (radish) is the source of this 1098-nucleotide messenger RNA. RefSeq names its product 3-dehydrosphinganine reductase TSC10B. Gene Ontology annotation, biological process: sphingolipid biosynthetic process. The record is from RefSeq and is a predicted model, not a curated record. Gene Ontology annotation, cellular component: endoplasmic reticulum membrane. Gene Ontology annotation, molecular function: 3-dehydrosphinganine reductase activity. Lineage: Eukaryota; Viridiplantae; Streptophyta; Magnoliopsida; Brassicales; Brassicaceae.